This is a messenger RNA of Sitodiplosis mosellana (orange wheat blossom midge), 5954 nucleotides long. RefSeq names its product phospholipid-transporting ATPase ABCA1 (gene Eato). Lineage: Eukaryota; Metazoa; Arthropoda; Insecta; Diptera; Cecidomyiidae. Gene Ontology annotation, cellular component: intracellular membrane-bounded organelle; membrane. Gene Ontology annotation, molecular function: lipid carrier activity; ABC-type transporter activity; ATP hydrolysis activity. The record is from RefSeq and is a predicted model, not a curated record. The transcript has 21 exons. Bases 537 to 5420 code for a protein of 1627 amino acids. Gene Ontology annotation, biological process: transmembrane transport; lipid transport.
CCAGUAGAGUAGCCAUCAUCAUAACAAUAACGUAAAAUGCUUCAGUCAUUACAGACUUUCACCAAGUGCUGAGUGUACAAAUGUGAAACACAAAAGAAAUCUAAAAAUUUAUUCCAUUUCUUUGGUUUUUUUUUUCUGUGUAAUUUCUCAACAUCCAAUCGAAUCAAAUUGAGUAUCGUAUUGAAAUUUGUGUAUAAAUUUCAAACAGAUGCAUUUUUUUUCGAUUGGGAAUAUUGUGUAUAUGACGUAAAAUGAAAAAAAUAAUCAAAAAGCAAUAAAAAGAAGCAAAAAGUAUGCGGAAAUAAUAUCUGAAAUGUCAUUAAGGAGGCCAUCGACAAUGAACAAUCCAAUUGGAAUUUGAACAAAUGUUGUCUACUAAUUCAACGGCGACACAACAGGAAGAGAAAAAAAGUUGACAUUCAGCAACCGAAUUUUUUUUUUUCCAAGUGUUUCUAUUUCGAUGCAUAAUUUACGAAAAAUAGUGAAAAAAAAAUAAAAACAAACAACCGAAAAAAUUGGUGUGAACAAAAAUUAAAAUGAGCAACACAUUUAUAACAACGGUGCAGAUUUUCUUAUGGAAACACUGGAAAUGUUUUCAGUGUUCAUGGAUUAAAAAUGUGUUUAUGAUUAUUGUGCCGAUUGCUAUAGCUUGGUUUCAAAUUCACGUGAGCAGUGCCACCACAAAAGGUGUACAAACCAACUUCCAAACGAUCACCGAGGACGACAUUUAUAGAUAUUUUCCGGCGAAUAAUGAGGACCUCAUACUGUACGCACCGAACACGUCAUGGACAUUUCGAUUGAUGGAAAAUGCACGAUAUCGAUUGAAUAUCGUGGAAGAGAGAAUCCAUGCAUUUGACAAUGAAGAAGAACUACAACAAUUCUUUCAACGGCACAAGAACAACCGCAAUUUUGCUGUCAUUUUUACACAAGAUGGAAGCAACGGACUACUUAACUAUACCAUUCGAAUGAGAAAUAACAACUUUCGAACCGAACAAAUUUUUCUGAAUAACAUUUAUGAAAUUGCUACGAGAGAUAUUGACGAGUACAUCGACAGUGGUUUUUUGGCGCUGCAGCGGAGCAUUGACAAGGCAUACAUUGAACUAUCUGGCGAACAGAACCCUAAUGAGUUCAAGUUGGAGUUCAAAAAGUUCCCACUAAACGCUCGCGAACGCAAACAAUUUAUUGGAAUCAAGCAAACGGGUAUCUUCGUAGUGAUCAUCUACAGUUUUACUGCAUUGCUGAAUAUGAUUCUCGUUCCAAUGGUCGAAGAGAAGGGCUGUGGUGUGAAAGAAUUCCUUCGAAUCGCUUCAACACAGAGCUACCUGAACAACAUGACAUUUUUCUUCACAAAUCUACUGAUCGGUUGCAUUAUCUUCGGUGCAACGUUGAUAGUGGCGGCUUGUUAUCAACUACUCGGUCACGUUGUCGGUAUUUGGCUGGUUAUCUUGCUCUUUUUGUACUUAACAUCCGCUAUUGCGUUUACAUUUUUGCUAAGCGUUGCUUUUGAUUCGGUUUAUUAUGCAAAAAUCGGCGGAUUCCUAUGCUAUAUCGCACCAUUUUUAAUAGUUUUGUUCAACGAUAAAAUGCUGGAUCUGAUUCUACCGGUAUUCAACUCGGCAGUUUUGCUCAAGGGAUUGAAUUUAAUCGAUAUUUACGGAAUGAAGGGUUUGGUCUUCUCCUUCGAAUACCUGUUAAAUCGAUCGUAUGGAUUCUCAAUGCUUGAGCUGUAUGGAUUCCUUUUGGCGCAUUCUUUUAGCUACACUAUGCUUUACUUCUACUUGUCGCAUGUGUUCCCUGGCCGAUGUGGAACACCCAAGCCGUUUUACUUUCCAUUGAUGCCGUCGUACUACUGCAGUAGUUCAAAAGUGAAUGCAUCAGCGAGCGACAACACAGACACGGUCAUUAAUAUAGACAGUCAGGCUGAGGUAGCUGUGAAAAUUCGUGGCUUAACCAAAGUGUUCAAGAAAUUCCGCGCUCGGAAAAAUGUCGCCGUGAAUAAUUUGUCAUUGGAUAUUUUGAAAAACCAAAUUACCGUCUUGCUUGGCCAUAACGGAGCUGGUAAGACAACAACAAUGUCUAUGAUAAGUGGUAUCAUUCCAAAAUCCGGCGGCACGAUUAGCAUCGAUGGAGAGGAAAAUGUCGACAUUUAUCGUCACAAAAUCGGAUAUUGUCCACAGCAUAACGUCUAUAUGAGCUACUUCACUUGUUUGGACCAUUUGUGGUUCUUUGGACGGCUCCGUGGAUUAACACCAAAGCAAGUGCAGUACGAUGCAAAUCAUUUGUUGAAAAAACUCAAUCUAAUGGCCAAGGCAAACGAAUACGGUCACAAUCUUUCUGGUGGCAUGAAACGACGACUUUGUCUAGGCAUCGCAUUGAUUGGCAAUACGAAAAUUGCAAUUUUGGAUGAGCCAUCAUCUGGAUUAGACCCUGAAUCGCGUCGAGAAUUGUGGAACAUUUUGUUGGAUAUGCGAAAAGAUCACACGAUUUUCAUAACAACUCACUACAUGGAAGAAGCUGAAGCGUUGGCUGAUAAGAUAGCUAUCAUAUCACAUGGUCAACUACUUUGCUACGGUCCAUCGAUUCAACUGAAACGAAGAUUCGAAACGGGUUACAUUCUCAAGUUGCUCACAAAUGAACAAACGUUCAAACAAGUGGACACAGUGAAUUUGAUCCAGCAAUUCGUUCCGGAUUUCGGUUUAAAAUCGUUCGUUAAACCAACGUUAAUUAUCUCGUUACCGUACAAAUUCCAACAAACAUUCCCCGAGCUACUUGGUCAAUUGGAAAAGAGACAAGAUGAGCUUGGCAUUUCGUCGAUUAGUAUCACCAAUUCGUCGCUGGAAGAUGUGUUCUUGAAGAGUGACUUCAAUUUUACAAAUCGGGCAAAGGAAGUCCAAGAUGAAAUUGAUGCUCCAUACAAUCGCUUGCGCGAAGAACCCUUGCGGAUCAGUGGAUUUGAACAAUUCCUAGCAAUCUGGUACAAAAAGGGCAUUUUCAUGCGAGCACAAUGGCUUUAUUGGCUCAUGUUGGCUUCCUUCCCAAUCGCAGCCAUAGUAAUCAGCUUCUUAUCGAUCAACUAUAAGCUAUUCAACAAGGGCGACACAGUAUCCGAACUCAUUGAUUUGCACAUUGACCGCAUCACACCGAGCGACGCUGAAAUUCUCAUUUGGCUCGAUGAAUCGCUACAAGAUCGCAACUAUUUCCAACAAUCACUGCACAAGGUGAUCGAAAGUGAAAACCUCAGAACGAAAUACCUAUCUUAUCCGAGGAAUUUAAUUGAAAAUGAAUUGUUGUAUCUGGAGCUUGAGAACACAACGCAUUACCAUGAGUAUUUCCCAGCCGCUUUGGUCAUUUACCGCGAUGAGGAAACGAAGGGCAUCAGUAUGAACGUUCUAUUCUCGGGCAAUUCUCUGCAUAGUUUAGCGGCGACGGUUAAUUUGAUCAGCAAUUUUGAACUCCAACUUUUGACCAACGGGAAUAAUCGCAUCAAAACAACAAAUGCACCAAUGCAUCGAAACCAAACAAAAAUCAGUAAAUCUGACUUGGAUGUGUACGCGAUGUUCAUGCCAAUGGCAAUGUUCUUCUACAUUUUGUUCUACGUUUCGAUGCCAUUCAACGAAGAACGGACUGAAUUCAAGAAGAUGCAACCUAUUUCACCGUUUAUUUACUGGACAUCGGUAUUCUUGUUUGAUGCCAUGAUUCACUCUCUGUAUUCGUACUUUAUGUACACCAUUCACAUUUGGAGUGACGCUCAUCACAUAUUCGAAACAAAGGAAUAUGUUAUGUUCCUGUCAAUUUACAUGCUGUAUGGCCUGACCUACCUUCCGAUCAUCUAUAUGGUCAGCCAGAUGUUCCGUACCAUGUCGUCUUUGUAUUCGUUCUUAACUUACAUGUUUGUUAUUUUCUAUAUAAUUGCUUCGUUCAUUUCAUCGUCGGAGGACAAUAUUAAAACCUACAAUAUGCUGAUCAACGUUCUGUUGAUCAUUCCAGACUACGCUUUAUCACACGCGAUCAACUCACUACUCAUCACCUAUGUUAAGCAACACGAAGCACAAAUGAACUUCAAUUUCGAUCAUCAAUAUUCACCAACGGCUGAAAUAAUCCCAGAAACUUUAUCCUACACUGGCACAUCUGGACCACUUGAUUUGUCAAGAUACUUCAUUUACGCAGCUGCUGUUAUCGCUGUUACUUAUUUGAUACUGAUCAACAUUGUGGAGAGUAUUUAUCGGCGCGAAAAAUUGCGGUGUUUCUUUACCUUUAGAUGGGGACGAAAGAAGCGAUCAAAAGACAAUCAAUCCAAAACGGGUGAUAUUCAACUGAACUGCUGCUCGGCGAACAGUUCUUCAGAGGUCGAAGAAGAGAAAUCACUGACCAGAACAUUGGUUCGCGAACAUAAACUCAAAGAUUAUGCCGUGAUUGUGGCCAAUUUGUACAAGGCCUAUGACAGCUCGGACGUUGUACGAGGCAUUGAUUUUGCUGUUAAACAAGGUGAAUGUUUUGGCCUGCUUGGCAUUAAUGGAGCUGGUAAAACGACAACAUUUAAAAUGUUGACCCACGACACGACUGUAACUCACGGUCAAAUUUACAUCAACGGUAUGAGUUGCUUCGAUCAAUCGACUCUGUACAAAACAUUAUUUGGCUACUGUCCACAAGUGGAUGCAUUGAAUUCGUACAUGACAGCUUAUGAGAUCCUGAAGUACAUGGCUUGGAUUCGAGGUACGCCACGGCAUCGCAUCCAUCGCGAGGUGGAGAAAUGGCUGAAGAGAAUGGACUUGGCGCGAUAUAAGCAUGUUCAGAUUAAGUUCUAUUCCGGUGGAACUAAACGAAAAUUGAACACUGCCAUCGCUAUGAUCGCUGUGCCGCAGUUAAUUUUAUUGGAUGAGCCAACGACUGGCGUUGAUCCAGUCAGUAGGCGAUUUAUGUGGAAUUGUAUUCAGGACUGCCAGAAGAAUAAUAAAAACAUCGUGCUAACAUCGCAUAGUAUGGAUGAAUGUGAGUACCUGUGCAACCGUUUAGCGAUAAUGGUCGAUGGAACGAUUCGUUGCAUUGGUCCAAUUCAAAACUUGAAAAAUUCCUUUGGAUUGGGUUUCGUCAUUCAUAUCGUAUACAAUGAACGGGCAUCGAUCGACAAUAGUGAGAACAUCAUCAAAGUGAAAGAAUCGAUGGGUCAGAUGUUCAACCAGUGUAAAUUACAGGAAGAAUAUGCGGGUCGCUUGACAUUUAUCGUCAAAGAGGAUUCAUUACAUUGGUCAGAGGUGUUCAUCAAAAUUCAAAGGUUGCAAACCCAGUACGGGCAUUUCAUAACCGAUAUAACAGUGAAUGAGACAUCACUCGAGGACAUUUUCUUGCAGUUUGCAAACACUAGCACCAACGAUCCGGCAUCAAAUCAAAAUAACUGUGCUCUCGAAGCGCUCUCAAUCUAAGUACCAUCACAGACAAUGCAAUGUGGUUUCAAUGAUCCCAAAUUACUUAACCGCCUGUGUUCAAUACGUCAUUUUUGAUCUUAGCAUUGAAAGUAUUUGUACUGAGUAAGCACAGUUUUUAUUUUGUAUGCGACAGAGGUGUGCAAAAUGUCCCAAUAACCCGUUUUGUCGAUAUAUAUUUCUUUUCGUGUGAUCCAAAAAUGUUGUUUAGGAGAAAAAAAAAAACAAGAGAAAGUAGUGAAAAUUUUGAUGACAUAAUCUGAUUUGAUUGAGAGAAAAAAAAAUGCCGAACUGAAACGAACCUGAACCAUUCAAUAUCAUCAUUUGCAUAUAUUUUGUGCAUUAGACCGUAGUAAAGAAAAAACAUGGAUUCGAAAGAGAGUUUAUAUUUAGAUGCUGCCCAAGCGUGUGUAUUGUGAUUGUGAUUGGCAGCUAACUAAAAUGAUAGUUAAGUUAAUAUAGAGUAACACGAUAUCAAUGUAAUUAUGUUAAAACCACUUUAUUUUUUAGACAAACACAUUUACUAGUCUCAAA